ACAUGAUCAAUCAUAUUAACUAAAUUCUGCAUUUUGAAUUCUUAGUAUCAAAAUUUUAUAAAUAUGAUCAUAAAUAAAGACCUUGUUGACAAUAUAUUAAGAUCUGACGGUAGAAAUAAUUUCGACCAUAGAAAAAUUUAUGCAAAAACUGAUAUCAUUAAUGCUGCCAAAGGUUCCGCCUACUUGGAACAGGGUAAAACUAAAAUAAUAUGUUCGGUUUUUGGUCCAAGAGAAGCUAGCAGUUCAUUUACUUCAAGUAACAUUACAAUAAAGAAGAAGGGUCAAUCAAUUAUCAAAACCAAUAAAGGAAAUCUAUUGUGUAAAGUUAACCUAGCUCCCUUUUCUAGCAAAGAUUGGAAUCAUCAAAAUUUAUCAAAAGAAGAAUUAAUUGAAAAGUUAGAAUCCUCCAAUAAAUAUUAUUCACAUUGUUUAAUGGAAGCUCUAGAACCUACAAUCAAUCUUUUACAAUAUCCCAAAUCCCAAAUAGAAAUAUGUGCUCUUAUACUUGAAGAUAAUGGCUCAUUAUUAUCAGCACUUAUAAAUUGUGCCAGUUUAGCUAUUAUUACCUCGGGAAUAGAAGUAUUUGAUGUAUUAUCUGCUUGUACUCUUAUCACAUAUGAAGCAGAACUAAAAAAACAUAAAAUUUUUAUAUUAGAUCCUACAAAAGAUGAAGAAAUAUAUUUUAAAAAAACUGAUAAAAUUAUUUCGAAUUCAAUAACAAUUGGAUAUCUUCCAGCAUUAAAUCAAAUAACUUGUUUAUUUCAAGAAGGUGAAACACAAGUAAAUCGAUACAUAGAGAAUUUCUUAUUAGCAAUCAAAGCUUGUGAAAAAAUUUAUGAUCACCUUAGAGAAAUAUUAAAAUCAUGGGCUUUAUUAAAACCACAAAUUUCUUAUUAAAAUAUAACUUGUUAGAUAUUUCUGAUUUAAUUACACAUUAG
Gordionus sp. m RMFG-2023 is the source of this 938-nucleotide messenger RNA. RefSeq names its product exosome complex component MTR3-like. The transcript has 6 exons. The record is from RefSeq and is a predicted model, not a curated record. Gene Ontology annotation, biological process: rRNA catabolic process; poly(A)-dependent snoRNA 3'-end processing; nuclear mRNA surveillance. The coding region runs from base 64 to 897 and encodes 277 amino acids. Lineage: Eukaryota; Metazoa; Nematomorpha; Gordioida; Chordodea; Parachordodidae. Gene Ontology annotation, cellular component: nucleolus; cytoplasmic exosome (RNase complex); nuclear exosome (RNase complex).